Messenger RNA from Temnothorax curvispinosus, 3433 nucleotides. RefSeq names its product insulin-degrading enzyme-like. Gene Ontology annotation, biological process: peptide catabolic process. NCBI's taxonomy places the organism in Eukaryota, Metazoa, Arthropoda, Insecta, Hymenoptera, Formicidae. Gene Ontology annotation, molecular function: metalloendopeptidase activity; metal ion binding. Bases 241 to 3177 code for a protein of 978 amino acids. The transcript has 14 exons. The record is from RefSeq and is a predicted model, not a curated record. Gene Ontology annotation, cellular component: cytosol; mitochondrion.
CCAUGCCGACUCACUAUACAUAUACUUGGUCUUGGGAACUCAGUGCGAGGUAAACACUAGGGGCAAAGCGAAGAGUUGGUAUACAACAACAGCUGAUCGGUUGUCUCCGAGAUCAGCUGAGUCGUUAACACUUGGAAAAUUUCUCAGGCUGUCGACAACAGAUUGGCUCGGUGAAUUUCUUGGCUCGUUGUUAGAGAUUCGAGAAAUAAUAUUUUUGAGUCUGCGGCAGUGGUGACCAACAUGUCGAAUCAUAAUUGUGUGGAAGAACAAUUCGAUAACAUACAUCCAGAUAAUGACUCUAGAUCGUACAGAGGCUUAGUACUUACUAAUAAAAUGAGAAUUUUUUUAAUAAGCGAUCCAUCAACUGAUAUCAGUUUUGCAUCGAUGGAUGUUAAUGCCGGCGACAAUUGUAAUCCCGAUGAUCUACCUGGAUUAGCGCACCUUUGCGAGCAUAUGUUACUGCUGGGAACGGAGAAAUAUCGUAAACAAGAUGAUUACCAUAUGUACGUGACGCAGUCUAACGGUCAGCAAAAUGCAACGACAAGCUUAAGCUCCACUAAUUAUUGGUUUACUGCAUCUCCGGAGAAGUUCAAAGAAGUUUUAGAUCGAUUUGCGCAGUUUUUCAUAGCGCCUCUCUUUAGAGAGUCUUUAAUAGAGAAGGAGAUAAAUGGAUCUAUAGAUGCAGAAUACAAGGAAUAUUUAACGCUACACGGACGGCGAUAUAUUCAAUUAGAGAAAUUAUGUAUAAAACCAGAUCAACCAUAUUCAAAAUUCGGCACAGGCAAUGGAGAGAGUUUAAGCAAAAUACCGAAGGAGAAGAACAUUAAUGUUAGAAAUAGGCUAUUAGAGUUUUAUAACACAUAUUAUUCUGCAAAUGUUAUGUCACUGUGUAUUCAUGGUAAAGAAAGUUUAGAUGAUCUCACAAAUAUGGUAAUAGAACGCUUUUGUAAUGUAGAAAACAAGGAAGUUGAACUUCCUAUGUAUUCUGAAUAUCCAUUCAAGGAUGAAGACUUUAACACUAUAUGGUACUACGUUCCGAUACAUGACACGAUCACACAGUUAGUCAUUUCGUUUGCUUUACCUGAAAUGCAGCGUGAAUACCGGAUGCCUCUCGAUUACAUUGCACAUUUAUUUAAACACAAAAGCGAAGGUUUAUUAGUAUCGGCUUUAAAGGCCAGGGGUUGGUGUAACACUAUAAUAGCUGGAAAAGAUUCUGCGGACACAAGCAUACAUUACUUUAAAGUUAUAUUUGAACUAACUGAAAAAGGUAUUAAGCAUGUAGAAGAUAUUAUUCUAAUAAUGUUCCAAUAUAUCAAUAUGCUGAAGAAGAAUGGACCGAUGAAAUGGAUCUACGAUGAACAUCUACAUAUUUGGAAUAUGUGUAAUAGGUACAGAAGCGCAAAAAUACACUCUUGGAAUCCUAAUAACAUAGCUACUAUAGCCUACCUGCUGCACAUAUAUCCCAUGGAAAAUAUCAUUUCGUUGCUACGUGAUUUCCCUAAAUGGCGACCGGAUUUGAUCAACGAGCUAAUGGAAUAUUUUACGCCACAAAAUAUUAGAAUUUACGUUGCCGCAAAAGCGUACGAAAGUAUAGCGAAUAAAACCGAGAAAUGGUUUGGCACUAAAUAUAUGAAAGAAAAGAUAUCCGAGAAAACAAUGAAAAUGUGGAACCACGCUGGCUAUAAAUUGCCGGACCUGAAAUUGCCCUCUAAAAAUGAAUUUAUAGCGACCAAGUUUGAUAUUAAGACAGAAAUUAACGACCAAGAGUUUCCUCUAAGAAUUGUAAAGGAUACGUCGUUUGUAAAAGUUUGGUAUAAAGAAGAUAAUGUAUUUCGUCUACCGCACGCGACGAUGAUCUUCCACUUCGUAAGUCCGUUCGCCUACAUGGAUCCUCUCAGUUCCAAUUUGACUAAUAUGUUUGUCAACCUACUUCGUGAUUUUCUUGAUGAAUAUGCAUGUAUAGUUAAUAUACAUAAACAUGAAUUUAUGCAUACAGUUGAUAUAACUUCUUUAGAAUGGAAAAUUACUACUACGAAAUAUGGAAUAACACUGAAAAUAGAUGGUUUCGACGACAAGCAACGUGUUUUGUUAGAAAAAAUCAUGGACCAAAUGACAAAUUUUAAACUUAAUCCGAAGAGGUUUGAAGUCUUAAAGGAAAAGCAUAUCAAGUACUUAAAAAAUUUCGCUACAAUACUGCAAACUCCUAAACAUGCAAAAGAAUAUCUUCAUAUACUGUUGUCAGAACGACAUUGGUCUAGCGAUGAAUUAUUGGCAUCUACUGCUCAUCUAAGUAUCGAUAGACUCGAGCUCUUUAUACCAAAGUUAUUCAGCAAAAUGCAUGUAGACUGCUUAAUGUAUGGUAACGUGACUGAAAUGGAAGCAACAGAUAUAGGUGAACUAAUUGAGUCUAAUUUAAAAACUAGAAUGCCUCACAUAGUACCCAUGUUGCAAGAACAAUUAGUAUUGUAUCGUCAAAUUAAAGUAGAAGAUGGUUGCCAUAUUCUAUAUGAAGAGGAAAAUAAAGUACAUGAAAAUUCUUGUACUAUUGUGAACUACGCAACUGGUCUACGAUCAACGGAGUCGAAUAUGCUCUUAUCGCUUUUAGCACAAAUUAUUAGCGGGCCUUGCUAUGAUGUCUUAAGAACCACGGAGCAAUUAGGCUAUAUAAUACUUAGUGAUGUAUGUACAAUAAAUGAAACACAAUAUUUGACAGUCGUUGUACAAGGUGAACGUAACCCGCAAAAUGUCGAAGAACGAAUCGAUUCAUUUAUGGAGAAUAUGUUUGAACAUAUAACUAAUAUGCCAGAAGAGCAAUUUAACAACUACAAGGAAGGACUAGUUGUACGUUUGAUCAAUACAGGCAAUACGAUAACUAGUCAAUGCUCUUUAUAUUGGAAAGAAAUUGAAAGCAAAGAAUAUAAUUUCGAUCGAGUAAAUAUUGAAGUGCCUUACUUAAGGACAAUAACGCAGCAACGAUUACUGCAAUUCUUUGAGGAAAAUAUACGUAGCAAGUUGACUCGACGUAAGUUGUCGGUACAUGUGAUGCCUACGGCUAUGGCAAUGGAAAAAAAUUUGCCUGAUACAUCUAGAAGAAUUACCGUUACUUCAUCUGAUAAUAAAAUUAAGAAAUUUGACAAUUUAAUGUCAUUUAAGCUAAGUCAAAGUUUAUAUAUUUAAUAAUAUAACCUUUACUAGAACCGAUCGACAAAAAUGUUGUCAGAAAGGAUAUAAGAUGCUCUUCUAGGAUGUAAGAAGAAAUGAUAUAAUAAUGGUUUUGGUUUGUUAUCAUGUAUUUCGUUAUUUCUUAAAAAAGAAGCUAGCUUUUAAUUCUUUCUCUUUUUCUCUCUUAUAUAGUAUUACGAUAUAUUUCUGUAUCAAAUCUUGUUCACGCAUAACAGUAAAAUAAUUUUCUAUUUUUAUAAAAUUGAAAUCA